AUGGAUCACCUAUUUCGGCACCAAAGGUCCACAGAAGCUUCCAGAACAAGCCUGUGGAGCCAAAACGCGAGUAGGAGACGGGCCAAAGAAGAUCAUUUUACCAUUCUUCAUUCUGGGGCCCAAGUCAGACCAUCAGACGAUACGGUACCUAUCCCAACAAUUGUGUUGUGGCGCAGGCUUCGACGGUCACAGGAUGGCGUCUCUGAAUCAGCGCCCGCUCAAGAAGCGAGACAGCUUAAGGCUAAUAAUAGUGCCUUGAAGGAAAGAACGUACCCUGUUCCUGUGACGAGAACGCCCCCAGACUUUGUCGGUCGGCGAAGCCGUGCCCCGACCAGCCACCCCUCUUCUCCGACUCGCAGACUAAGGGGGGCCGCCGAGGAAAAUGACGCCCAGCAUCGCGGUGACGAUGGAUACUCAAAAGCAGACAGCCGCAAGGUCCCGGUCCAUCAUGUUGAUGCAUACCAUUCCGGCAACCCAAUGGAGCUAGAGGAGAGAUCGGAGGAUGCAGCACGCUGCAGGGAACUAGUCAAAAGUGGCAGUUCACAAAGGGCCAACGUUGCUAUGGGCAUUCGAAUGGAUGCAGCUCAGAAAGAUGUUGGGCUUGCGGCGUUCAGUGGAGACAUCCUCAAGAACGAGAUCAGCGGACCUGACCAAGAGCAUCUAACGGUUAUUGAUGUCCCGGGAAUUUUCCGUGUACUCACGCCAGGACUCACCACGGAAAGCGAUAUCGUUCUUGUCGAGAACAUGGUGAAGUCGUACAUGGCCAACCGCCGCCGCGGGAGGUCGUGA
Molecule: messenger RNA, 789 nt
Organism: Colletotrichum destructivum
Lineage: Eukaryota; Fungi; Ascomycota; Sordariomycetes; Glomerellales; Glomerellaceae
Product: Putative P-loop containing nucleoside triphosphate hydrolase
Exons: 5
Coding region: 1-789 (262 amino acids)
Source: RefSeq, a predicted model, not a curated record